Blastomyces dermatitidis ER-3 is the source of this 2416-nucleotide messenger RNA. Its product is annotated as monooxygenase. The record is from RefSeq and is a predicted model, not a curated record. The coding region runs from base 282 to 1961 and encodes 559 amino acids. The transcript has 7 exons. Gene Ontology annotation, molecular function: N,N-dimethylaniline monooxygenase activity; NADP binding; flavin adenine dinucleotide binding. Lineage: Eukaryota; Fungi; Ascomycota; Eurotiomycetes; Onygenales; Ajellomycetaceae.
CUUAGCCCUCGGCAGCUGUUAUCAAUUAUUUAUAUAUAUCUACUGGGUAACUACAUCGUUAGUUGAACGUGGUUAGAACAUUAUUAAAGAUUCAUCGUGGUGAUUUACCUAAAUAGUUAGUUACCUAAAAUACUUAUUUACCUCGGCGCCUUCGCCGGCUUUAAUGCCUUAUUUAUUUAUGCUGUGCUUCUUUCUCUCUAAAAUCGAGGGCGGGCACAUCCAUCACCAGAAAGCACGCCUCAACAUUGACACCUACGUAGAAAAGAUCAAACAAACCAAAAAUGCCAGCAAGCAAGUCCACCCACAAGGAUGGCUCGUCAUACUCUCGAGUGGCCUGUAUUGGCGCUGGUGCCUCAGGCAUUGCCUUGGGAGCGACGUUGACGCGAUGGUAUAACUUCGAUGACAUCCGGUUUUUUGAGCGCCAUCCAGAUAGCGGCGGGACAUGGUGGGCAAACAAAUAUCCCGGGAUUGCAUGCGACAUCCCGUCUGGGCUAUACAGCUUCUCCUUCGAGUUGAAUCCCGACUGGGGAAAGUUUUUGGCUCCCGGUGAAGAAAUCAAAGCAUACCAUGACCGUGUCCGAGACAGAUAUUGUCUAAGGGACAAAAUGGCCUUCUCAACUGAAGCCCUCCGGUGUGAAUGGGAUGAAAAGUCGAGCCUUUGGACGGUGUAUCUCCGAGACCUAACGACGGGAGAAGAGUAUACCCACACGUGUCACAUACUCUUCACCGCUGUCGGAGUUCUUGUUGUGCCUCGUAAAUGCGAUAUCCCCGGUAGCGAGAAGUUCAUGGGCCGUAUCUUUCACUCAGCGGAGUGGGAUUCCUCUCUGGACCUGAAAGAUAAGAAUGUGAUUGUUCUUGGUAAUGGCUGCACCGGAUCGCAAAUCGUCCCCUCGAUUUUGCCCGAUGUGAAGCAUCUCACGCAAAUAGUCAGAUCAAAGCACUGGAUUGUCCCGAUCAUAAACCCCUCCUAUUCAUCAUGGGUCAAGUGGAUAUUCCGUUAUAUCCCACUCACGAUGCGAAUGCAGCGAUUCCUGAUAUUCUUGCUGGCUGAGCGCAACUGGUCCGCGUUUAAAAUGACAAAGAAAGGUGCGGAGAUACGAAAGCAGAGGCGUGCAAUGGCAGAACGAUAUAUGCGCAAAAGAGCCCCGGCAAAAUACCACGAUCUUCUUAUUCCUGACUUCGAAGUCGGAUGUAAGCGUCGAAUUUUUGAUAGCAGCGGCUACCUUGAGUCUCUGAACGCAGGAAAUAUUACAUUAACCAAUGAGAAACCAUUGGAAAUUCUCCCCGAAGGCAUAUUGACUGAUAAGGGCCUUGUUGCAGCCGACGUUAUCGUGUUGGCCACCGGUUUUGAGGCCACCAACUACAUGCACGGAUUGGAUAUUGUCGGGCGAGAUGGAUUGAGUGUCAAGGAGCACUGGUCUAAAUAUCCAGGACCGACAGCUUACAACAGUUGUGCUCUCAGCGGGUUUCCCAACUUUUUCAUGUUGUUGGGUCCCAAUUCGGCGACGGGACACUCGUCUGCGAUCAUGGCAUCGGAGAACACCGUAAAUUAUGCACUGCGCAUUCUGAAGCCGGUAUUCGAGGGAAAAGCAGCGAUUGUCGAGCUCAAGCGGGAGGCAGAAGAAUUGUACGCUUAUAAGGUUCAGGAUGACUUAGACAAGACUGUUUUCAAUUCUGGGGGUUGUCAGUCAUGGUAUGUCCAAGGCAACAAGUGGAAUCCAACCACGUAUCCAUGGUCCCAGGCGUAUAUGUGGUACAGGAGCCUCUUCCCUACCUGGUCAGAUUGGAACAUACAGUGGAAAGAUUCCCAGAGAAAAAGCAAGACAACAAAAGCUUCGCUCACGUUGAUUGCUAUGAUUGUUAAUGGUUUCGUGGUAUGGAAUUUAUACCCCCAGUUGCCGGCUCGGUUGGGAAUAUCGACAGGGUCUCUUAGGACGGUUUGGGAGCGUGUGAUGGGAUGAAGGUUUGACACUUUGCUGCUGCUGCUACUGCUUCUUUUUUUCUUCACUUCUUCUCUUUAUUUUCGCUGACGUUCAAUGCAUUUUAUUGCCUUGACGGUUUUUGCUGGAGGCAUCGGAAUGAAUCUUCGCGUAAUUUCUGCCGUAAUAUAAUAUACAUAGCGUUGCUUAUCAUAUUUCAUAUCAACAAUUUGAGAAACAGGGAAUAUACGACGAAGGCAACCCCAUUUCCUUUUUUAUGUUGAAUUAACCUAUUAAAAAGGUCCAUCGAUUCCUCCUUUGUUCAAAUCUGAUAGUCGCUCAUUGUACGGAGUCUGGAACAGAUUAGCUAUUGCUUGCUGCUACCUGGCCCACGAGGCGUGCUCGGUUCCCUCACAUCGGAGAAUUCCUAAUAAUAUGCGGUUCAAAAUAUGUGCGAUGUCUCAUGAUUAUUGAUUUGCCGCUUGAGCCGAGUGGGG